Messenger RNA from Acanthoscelides obtectus, 5248 nucleotides. The record is from the annotation of a GenBank genome assembly. Lineage: Eukaryota; Metazoa; Arthropoda; Insecta; Coleoptera; Chrysomelidae.
AAAGGCAAACAUGACAUUCCUGGAGAAGGAAAACCACUUACCGUUGACAUGGAAAUGGAUUUGACCACACCUAGCAAAGCUUUAAAAACCGUCAAAGCUGGAACGUCGCUCUCUCUACUUCAUGAACGAUCUGCAGGACUUCAAUUGGCUGGAAGUGCUCAUCUAUUUGUUGAUGACGAUGGAUCUGUCCCCGAACCAAUCAUCGACUUCAAAGGUGACGGUUACAUCAAGGCUACCGAACACAAUGGCGAGAUGAAAGCUAAUUUGCAAUACGGCAAACAUGGACCGAUCUCUGGCCUUGCUGGAUACAGCCUGACCACAGAUGGAAAGAAGAAGCAGAUCAACGGCAACCUGGCUCUGCAGUACGACCAAGGCAAAAACGUGAAAGUUGAAGCCGCUCUCACCAAGAAGGAAGAUCACGAAUACAAGCUGGACGUCAACAUGGAAACACCGGUUGAGAAUCUGAAAAAGGUCAACUUGAUGGUGCACACCAAGAGGUCUCCAGAUCAGAAACACGUCGAAAGCAAAGUAGAGCUGAAUGCUGAUGGAAAGGUUUGGCAUGUAGACACUGAGGUCAAGGUAUCAGAAAUCGCCCCGUUGCUCAACAUCAAGGUUAAGUGUCCUGAAGGAAAAGUAUCGCAGAUCUUCUUCAAAGGAAACAAGAUCAGCGACAAGGAAUUCAGCGGUGAACUGAAAUUGGCCUGCCAAGCAAAGGAUUUCCUUUUAGAAGGAAACUUGGACGCAAACAUCGAUAACAUCGACCAGUUCGUUAUCAAAGGAAACGUCAACUCGCCGAACUUGAAACUGGACAAGGUGCACUUCGAGGCCCAGAACGAAGCUGCGAAGACCGGCAGGAAGAUUCAAAUCACAGUCAAAUCUAACGGACAAAACCUGUUGAGUGGCAGCACCACCUACAAUGCUCACGAUGAACACGGAAAAUACGUUGUUGAUGGUUCUGGAUCAUUUAAGGUCAAGGAAGAAACAAAAUCAGCGAACUUCAAAUACAUCCGUCGUCAAUUGUCUCUAGACAAAGACGGUGAACAAGGUAUUGACGUCUCUUUCGAUGCUACCAUCGGCAGCAGAGCUAUUGACGCUGAAAUGAGACUGACGAACAAGAACCUGAGACAAUCCAUUUCUUACUGUGAGAAAUCCAAGGACUGCGCUCAUGUUGAGAUUGACUCAAAGAUCAGCAGCAAUGAUGUCGAAAACUACAACCACGUGCUGGAGAUCAACCUAGAUCUUCGCAAACUAGGCAUGAGCCACCAGUUCGGCUUAAAAUCCGUAACAAACAGGAAGAAGUACGUUCUGGAUCACACUGUGGAUGCCCACUUCCAAGGACCCGAGAAGAGCAACUACCAAUACAGCCUGUACAUCCACCCUGGAGAAGCUGGUGCUUCUCUAACUACGCCCAAGAGGAUCAUCGCUCUGGAAACCAAGGCUAACGUAGCCAAGAACUACAAGGAAGGUGGAAAGAUACACGGAGAGAUUACAUUCUACUUGGACAAGAAGAACCAUCCUCAAAAGAAGACCUCAUGGAACGGUUGGUUGUCUGUUGACAUUGCCAAGCAGACCAUUAAUGGAGAGACCAAGAUGGAACAUCCUGGAUUACAAAGACCACUUUCUUCAUCGAUCAAGACAACCCGCACCGGAACAGCGACCAAAGGAGAGGUAGUGAUCGUAGCUGAAUUCGACAUUUUCGCUCAACCGGCCCAGAAACUCGUUACCACUUACAAACACUCCAUCGACACCGGAGCGGAAGUUAAGAGCGCAACUUUCAAACGUUCCUUGGACGUAAAGAGCAGCGGACUUGGAGUUGACAUUCAUUCCAGUGAAAUGUCGCACUUUGACAGGCAGAAUUAUGCUGGUGAAUAUAUUGCUAAGGUUAAGUACCAUGUGGGUAACUCCAAAUACGACAACGUGCUCUCCGUCAACGGUGGAAAGUCGCAGUUGAACGUGCUGGUGAAACUACUCAACAUUGAAUUGUUGAAGGCCACAAACAAAAUGAGUUUGAGCAAAGAGGAACAAACGCUCGACUCCGAAAUCUCUUCGUAUUCCAAUAACCCGCUGAUCAGCCAUUUGGAGAUUAAGAAUUUCAACACUCUGUUGUACACUGUUGGAUUCAAGGGAACGCCACGCGACAAGCUCCAGCUGAACGCCGGCUUGAUCCCUGGUCAAAUCGCUGACGUCAGAGCCGACCAUUCCACUGGUAGCGGAAAGACGAACCUCUUCCACGCUACUCUGAAACUGGACGAUGCCAACUUCCUCAAACCCGACUACAACCUCAACUCUAAGGAGAUCCAGAAGGUGCUCAACAUCCUCAAAGAGAAAAUCAUCGCUUUUGUCAACGGACUUCAAGACAUCGGUGAGAAGUCGACGAACGACAUUCGUAAGGAGGUUAGCCAGAUUGCUGAUAUCACGAAGAAGGCUGUGCCCAAUCUGAAGCCUAUCAAGGAGUACUACGCCACUGAGAUCAAGGAGAUCAAGCAGGAGAUUCUGGAAGAUCCGUCUGUUAAGGAGCUUGCUGACGCUGUCAGAAAGGUAUUUGGAGCUAUCAUCCACUCUCUGGCCGAGAUUUCCGCCAAGGUUGGAGAACUGAUCGAAGCGGUCACAAAGUCCCUACAAACCGCAUUUGCUGGUGUGAUUGAAUCCAUCGACAAGGAAUUGUUGCCCGAACUGAAACGCAUCACUGGAAAAGUCACCAAAGUCGCUGGGGAAAUAGCAAGAUCCGGUAUUGAUAUCAUCGCUUCGUGUUUGGCUACCAUCAGUCAGGUUAUCGAGAAGUACCAGCCAGAGAUCAAACAGAUCGCAGCAACCUUUGGAGAACUUGGACAAGAUGUUGGAAGAUUUAUCCAGAAAUCAUAUGAACAAAUCAGGGCUAUCGUGAUUGACGUAUCAAGAAAGAUCUACGAUGAAAUCCAAGCUCUUCCCAUCUUCGAUGAAUUGAAGGCUAAAUACGAAGAGUUGAUCAAAAAUGGAAUCCCGAACAAGGACGGAAUCAUUGGAGGAAUGAAAGAAAUUGCAGCAACAAUCAAGGACAUCAUACCACCAGACUUCCUCAUCCAGAAAGAAUUAGUCGAAAUCAUCGACUUGGUUGUAAACUACAUUGAAAAGAAAGUGAACGCCCAACCUGUUGAUGAGUUUGCAGUCCUGGACAAACUUGCAGCAAACAACGUCGCAAUUGUCAGGAAGCUGGCCCAUGCCGUGUCGACACCAACCUACGACGUUCAGAAGGCCACUACCGUCCCCGUCUCCUUGGACUUCUUGAAGAAACUGCCGAAACUAGUCGCCAUCAAAUUCUCGCCCAUCGCAUACGUGCUCAGAGAUGACCCUACUGAGGAGAUCGUCGCUUUCGCUUUGUCUCUGUUGAACCAUCCAAGACAGUGGUUCGCACCAUUCCCAUUGAACGGUAUGAUCGUCCAAGGCCAGCACAUCUUCACCUUCGACGGAAACCACCUGACCUUCCCAGCCAAUUGCAAAUACUUGUUCGCCAGAGACGCUGUUAACGGAAACUUCACUUUGGUGGGAACAUACGCCAACGGAGAACUCAGCUCGAUCUCAUUGGCUGAUCCUACAGAUAUCAUUACCAUCGAAAAGGGAGGAAAAGUUCUUUUGAACGGAGCUCCAACUGAAUUGCCAACUCGCAAAGAAAACAUAGCCGUGUACAGAGGAUACGCAAUGCUGACAAUCAAAUCCACAUAUGGCGUUGAAUUGUACUGCUCUGAUGACCUUGCUGGAUGUGGAGUGAUCCUGUCUGGAUUCUAUCACGCUCAGGUCAAGGGACUGCUUGGAAACGGCAACAACGAGCCUUACGACGACUUUACUAUUCCCAAUGGAAAGAUCGUUGUGUCUGAAGGUGAAUUUGGAAACUCCUACAAGAUUGGCAACUGUCCACAGGUGAACGUACCCAAACAUGCGGACCACAAGGACGUCCCCGAAUGCACGAAACUGUUCAGCUUUGAAUCUUCAAUGCGGUACUGCUUCCCCUUCGUUAGUACCGAAAAGUUCAAGACCGCCUGCGUCCAUGGAAAAGAAGGCGGCGUCAAGGAUACCGAACUUAACAUCGCCAAGGCUUACGUCGCCGCCUGCCAUGUUCACAACAUUCCUAUCAGUGUGCCAUCACAUUUAGUACAUUGUGAAAAUGCUGACAAAGCCUACGGUGUUGGAGACAAAUUCAGCGUAAAGCUCCCAGGAAAAGCGGCUGAUAUCAUCCUGUUGGUUGAUACUGCCAAAGAAAACGAAGGAGUUUACAAAGACUUGAUACAACCAAUUGUUGCUGAUGUUUCCAAGGAACUAAAAGGCAAGGGAAUUAGUGAUGUCCAGUUCCAUCUGAUAGCCCACGGUGGCGAAAACCAAUGGCCAAGUCACGUGACAGUUGACGGUGGAAAGCUGACAUUUGAACAGAAUGCUCCGGACAUCAAAUUCGCCGCAAACCCCAAACACGAACAUAUCUCUGAUAGCGUUGGUGCUACCCUGAAACCAUACCUGGAAACCCUGGAAAGCGUCUUGCACGACCUAAAACUGGCUUUAGGAAUGACACUGGAAGCCAAGACGUACAACGAAGCUAUCAGCUAUCCAUUCCGAGCUCAUGCAGUCAAAGCUAUAAUUGCUGUAAACAGCAAACCGUGUGAAGUCGGCAGAUUGCACCUGUUGCAGAAAUUAAGGGCCUUACUGUACAAGGAUAACAAAAUCAGCCUAAACUUGGUCACACCCUUCCAAGGACUGAACGUGAAAGACGUGAAGAAGACGAAGGAUGUGAUUGGUUUCAACAACGAUCACGUGUUUACGAUGUCCAACAAAAAGCCGGAAGGCACAGCCGAGCUGUACAAGGAUUUGGAAUACUCGGACUUCUGCGCCGAUUUCACGAUCAGGAACCGCGGCAAUGUGUUCGUAACCGACAACUUCCUGAGCGCCAGCGCAGAUGCAAAGAAACAGUUUGUCCAGACAGCAGCUCACAACAUCGUUGACCAACUGACGAACUUGGAACAGGGUCUUGAUUGCGAAUGUAAAAUGGUCAACGCGUACAAUGCAAGAAACGUAUGCUGGGAGGCAUACAGCAAAGAGAAAUAGAGUGUAACUUUACAAGUGAGAGAGCUACAGACGUAUGUAAGUGCCAAGAAGAUUCCUAUUCAUGUGGAACGCUAUAUUAUUUGUUGAUAAAGUGAUUAUAUUUUUUACAUCAAUGGUAUUGUAAUUUGUAUAAAAUAUAUUUAAGUUACGUGUGUACUAAAGAAGUCUCAUUUCAAGCUUA